UCGUAGACCGCCACCGCUGUCAAUACUGUCCCGUUCUUCUUUGGGCUCCAAUACCCGUGUGUACUCCUGCACAUAUACUUGCUUGCUUGCUUACUUACUUCGAAUCUGUAACAUCCAGGACUCGAGUCAAGUCGGUGCCAACGGGUGUCAACACACACACAGGAGCAGGAGGUUCGACCACACACAGCAGCAGCAGUUUUUCAAGAAGAAAAAUCAAAAAAUCAUGAGGGAAAUCGUACACUUGCAAGCCGGCCAAUGCGGCAACCAGAUCGGAGCCAAGUUUUGGCAAGUGAUAUCCGAAGAACACGGCAUCGACUACACCGGAUUCUACAAGGGCACGUCCGACCUUCAGCUGGAGCGCAUUAACGUCUACUACAACGAAGGGUCCGCUUCUAACCGUUCGGAAGGGGGCAAGUAUGUGCCCCGAGCCGUUCUGCUCGACCUGGAGCCCGGCACGAUGGAGUCUAUCCGGUCCGGACCUUAUGGCGUGCUGUUCCGUCCGGAUAACUUUGUGUUCGGACAAUCUGGUGCCGGAAACAACUGGGCCAAAGGACAUUACACCGAGGGGGCUGAACUCGUGGACGCCGUGUUGGAUGUGGUGCGAAAGGAGAGUGAAAAUUGCGACUGUUUACAAGGAUUCCAAUUGGCUCAUUCGUUGGGCGGCGGCACCGGAUCCGGCUUGGGCACGUUGCUGAUAUCGAAGAUCCGCGAGGAAUAUCCGGACCGCAUCAUGAACACCUACUCGGUGAUGCCGUCGCCAAAGGUGUCCGACACGGUGGUGGAACCGUACAACGCCACGCUGUCCGUCCAUCAGCUGGUGGAGAACACGGACGAGUCGUACCUGAUCGACAACGAGGCGCUGUACGACAUCUGCUUCCGCACGCUCAAGCUGACCAACCCCACGUACGGCGACCUCAACCACCUGGUGUCGCUGACCAUGUCCGGCGUGACCACUUGUCUCCGGUUCCCCGGUCAGCUGAACGCCGAUCUCCGCAAGCUGGCCGUCAACAUGGUGCCCUUCCCCAGGCUGCACUUCUUCAUGCCCGGCUUCGCACCGCUCACGGCGCGCGGCAGCCAGUCUUACAGGGCCAUGAGCGUGCCGGAGCUCACGCAGCAGAUGUUCGACGCCAAGAACAUGAUGGUGGCGUGCGAUCCCAGACACGGCCGGUAUCUGACCGUCGCGGCUAUUUUCAGGGGUCGCAUGUCCAUGAAAGAAGUGGACGAACAAAUGUUGAACGUGCAGAACAAGAACUCCAGCUAUUUCGUCGACUGGAUACCGAACAACGUUAAGACGGCCGUGUGCGACAUCCCACCGUGCGGUCUCAAGAUGAGUUCCACGUUCAUCGGCAACACGACCGCCAUACAAGAGCUGUUCAAACGCAUUUCCGAACAGUUCUCGGCCAUGUUCAGGCGAAAGGCUUUCUUGCAUUGGUACACCGGCGAGGGAAUGGACGAGAUGGAGUUCACCGAGGCCGAAUCCAACAUGAACGAUUUGAUAUCCGAAUACCAACAAUAUCAGGAAGCGUCCGUGGACGAGGAAUACAUAGAAGAAGAAGAAUCCGAAGAAAGAGCAAUGUGCGAUUAAAUAAUAAAUAAUAGUACAUAGACUGUAAGGUUAACAUUAUAAUCUCUCUCUCUUUGACGUAUUACAAAUUUUUUAUUUUUUUUAAAA
Messenger RNA from Adelges cooleyi (spruce gall adelgid), 1672 nucleotides. RefSeq names its product tubulin beta chain-like. The transcript is spliced from 6 exons. Gene Ontology annotation, biological process: microtubule cytoskeleton organization; mitotic cell cycle. Bases 224 to 1585 code for a protein of 453 amino acids. Lineage: Eukaryota; Metazoa; Arthropoda; Insecta; Hemiptera; Adelgidae. The record is from RefSeq and is a predicted model, not a curated record. Gene Ontology annotation, cellular component: cytoplasm; microtubule. Gene Ontology annotation, molecular function: structural constituent of cytoskeleton; GTP binding; GTPase activity.